This is a messenger RNA of Cataglyphis hispanica, 2396 nucleotides long. RefSeq names its product cell division control protein 6 homolog (gene Cdc6). The record is from RefSeq and is a predicted model, not a curated record. The transcript is spliced from 5 exons. Gene Ontology annotation, biological process: mitotic DNA replication checkpoint signaling; cell division; DNA replication initiation. NCBI's taxonomy places the organism in Eukaryota, Metazoa, Arthropoda, Insecta, Hymenoptera, Formicidae. Bases 283 to 2001 code for a protein of 572 amino acids. Gene Ontology annotation, molecular function: DNA replication origin binding; ATP hydrolysis activity. Gene Ontology annotation, cellular component: nucleus.
CCCGCGUUCAAAGCUUGUCCCGCCAAAAAUGCAACACAGCUACACACAGCUGAAUGCACUUGUUGCGCAUGGUAAAUGACGUGUUCCGUUCACGAAUUCGGUCAUUGUGUAAUUUAUUAGCGACGUGGACGAAACGUUUUCCGAGGAACGUUUCUCGAAGAUUACGUGCGAGGUGAAUAUAGCGGCAUCUUACACGAGGAUCGCUUCCGAGAUCGCAAAAACGUUUUCAACUAGGAGAGGAUUUCGAGAAUACAAUCAACAUUAACGGAUUCUUCGAGCGCGAUGUCGGGCACUCAAACCACCAUCUCUUUUCCCAUACGGAAGAAAUGCAAUUUUUACGGUCGCAAAGAGGACAUCGCGAAGGAAGAUUUUACGAAUGCGACGGCGAGAUACACGCCGUCAAAUUAUACCCCGACCGUGAAGAAGAUCGUUACUUUGACUAGCAGCGAAUCCGAAUCUGAUUCGGAUAUCGAGAACACGACAGAAAAGCAUAAAAAGAUAAUCGGUGAUAGGCGAGCGGAUAGCACAGACAGUACACCGAGAUCGAGACGUCGCAAGUGUAACGAAUUACAUGAAGAAGAUAUUCCUUCUCCACCAAAACAAAGAAGGAACAAAUCGCAAGCAAGAAACAAAUCUCCCCUGACUCCAUCUACUCUUCUGGAUAAAUUGCAAUUAUCUGCUUCGAAAGAAAGCAAAUUAAGUCCCAAGCAAUUAUUUAAAUCCUACCUCUCCAAGGAAGAAGAAGACAAAUUAAAUUCUAAUUUAUUAUCUGGAUCCAAUAAGUAUCAGAACGCACGUAAAGCGUUGCAUAGUUGUGCAACAGAGGAGUUGCCUGGAAGAGAAGAAGAAUUAGACAAACUGCAGGAAUUUUUUCAGAAACAUCUAGAGCAAGGAACGUCAGGUUCCUUAUAUGUUUCCGGUCCACCAGGCACUGGGAAAACUGCCAGCCUGUUCAAAAUCAUGCAGCAAUCAGAUUUAAGGUCCAAACUUAAAGUAGUCUACAUCAAUUGCACCAGCAUGAAAUCUGCGGCUGCCAUCUAUGCAAAAAUAAUCCAAGAGCUGGCCAUAACCAGUGCGACAAAGUCGGGGAAGAAUGGCAAGGCCAUUAUAGAGAAAUAUUUAACAUCGAAGAACAAAUCGCUGCUCUUAGUGUUGGAUGAGAUAGAUCAAUUGGAGAGCAAAAAACAGUCUGUGCUGUAUUCCAUAUUUGAAUGGCCAUCUAUACCAGACUCCAAGUUGAUCCUCGUUGGAAUCGCCAAUGCUCUGGAUCUGACUGACAGGAUACUACCUAGAUUGCAGGCCAGAUGUGAACUGAAACCGAUGUUGAUGCACUUUGCGCCCUACACUAAGCAACAAAUAUUUGAUAUAAUAUCCACGAGAUUGAAUCAGACGAACGCGAACGGCGUGUUUACACCGUCCGCAAUACAGUUGCUCGCGGGCAAGGUAGCUGCGAUCUCCGGUGAUAUCAGGAGAGCUCUGGACAUCAGCAGAAGAGUGGUGGAAUUGGCAGAGUCUCAUCAAGUGGCACAAGUGUUACGUCCUACAAAUGACAAUGAUACAAACAUAGAGUCUCUGAAGCAAGAAACAGAAAUAACAGAGAAGCCAGUUGACUUGAAAGAGGUGGUUACAAUUCUAAAUGGAGUUUAUGGUAGCACGCAGAAUAUUGAUCAAGAACAGGAUACUUUUCCCCUUCAACAGAAAUUGUUACUUUGUUCUCUAUUACUUAUCCUGAAUAAAGGAAGAAACAAGGAUGUUACUAUUGGAAGAUUGCACGAGGUGUACAAAAAGGUUUGCAAAAAACGCAAUAUAUUCGCCGUCGAUGAUUCUGAAUUUGUAAAUCUGUGCUCGUUAAUAGAGACUAGAGGCAUCUUAAGAGUUAUGGGCAAGAAGGAAGCACGUUUGUGUAAAGUGAUCUUGCAGUGGGACCAAGAAGAAUUGGAUGCAGCUUUGCAGGACAAACAGAUGAUGGCCGAUAUAAUUUACGAUACAAAUUGUUUAUAAAACAAUUAGAGAAAUUUAUUAUUUCUUACAUCUCUAAUUUAUUUUAUAGCUCUUUUUAAAUUUUAUAGUGUGGAAAGCGAGCAUCCCGAUUCUUAUCAGUUGAUUGUUACAUCAUCGCAUAUCAUUUUUUUAUGUAUAAUUAUUUUAAUAGUCAAAUUUUAUCGUUAACACGUUAAAAUCUACUUUGUUAUUGUAAACGUUUGCAUUAUGUUGUAUCACGAGAUAUCGACGAGAUAUGAUGAAAUGUACUGAAUGAUUGGUUGUACUUUGCAUGUGUGUAAGACUGCGAUUGUAUAUUUCUUAAAAUUUCUGCGAAAUAGAUUGAACAAUAUUCUUGCAGAAAAUGUGAGGAAGUUUUAUGUACAAAUAUUUAUAUCGAAUAGAAUGUAUAAAAU